Messenger RNA from Caenorhabditis remanei, 1506 nucleotides. RefSeq lists its product as uncharacterized. Gene Ontology annotation, molecular function: GTPase activator activity; protein binding. The record is from RefSeq and is a predicted model, not a curated record. Gene Ontology annotation, biological process: signal transduction. NCBI's taxonomy places the organism in Eukaryota, Metazoa, Nematoda, Chromadorea, Rhabditida, Rhabditidae. The coding region runs from base 1 to 1506 and encodes 501 amino acids. The transcript is spliced from 8 exons.
AUGGCUCAACAUCACCAAAACCAACAGGCACUUGCCUCGCCACGUAAAUUCAAUAUUACUGAUGGAUUACGGUCAUUCCAUAAAGCAUCCGCUUUCCUGCCGGGCUUUGUUGUUGAUAACUGUAAUGCGCAACUAGAUGACAUUGGAUUCGAGUUUGUUCAACAAUGCAUCGACAUUUUAGAGGAGAGUGGAAUCCACGAGCAGGGCGUAUAUCGAAAUUGUGGAGUGACGUCAAAGGUGCAGAAACUGAUGCAGUUAGGAUUGGAUCGGAGAAAAGCUAGCGAGAAGGGAGGAUUGAAUUUGAAAGAUGAAGAAAUGUGGGAAACGAAGACAAUUAGUAGUGCGGUGAAGACGUUCUUGAGAAAUCUACCGGAACCUCUGAUGACUUUCGAGCUGCACAAUGUUUUUAUAAAUGCUGCGAAAAUGGGUGAUGCUACAAUGCGUAUCGAUCAUAUUCACUUUUAUGUUCAUCAACUACCUGCUCAACAUCAUCGAAUGUUAGAGAUCGUCGUUCGUCAUUUACGGAGAGUCGCUGAUUUAUCAAACGAGAAUCUGAUGACUGUCAGCAAUUUGGGUGUCUGUUUUGGACCAACACUACUCCGACCAAAAGAAGAAACCGUUGCUGCAAUUAUGGAUAUUAAAUUCUGCAAUGUUGUUGUUGAAGUGCUGAUUUCUAAUUAUGACAAAAUUUUCAAAACGAAACCAAAGUCGAGUAUGGGGUCUGCAGUGCCUCCGAAACCAGAUCAUCACACAGCAAACGAUAAUGGACGGCCACUUGCAACACGUUCUUUCGGAUCCGGAUCGAAAAUCGUGCGAAGCACUCAAGUGGUAUCCAGCUCGUAUUCACGUGGAAUGCAGAAACGAGAUGCAAUGUUUCCGACUGAAAUUGCUAGAUAUGGUGCUGGGUUCGAUGUCUCCGAGCUUUCGGACUUUCCAAAUGACAACAAAUCUCCACUGACUUCUCCUACAACAGUUGCACCAUUAGCCAGUGGAAGUAUAGAAGAGAUUGAUGAAAUUUCAAAAAAGGAGAGAAACAGCUCCGAUUCUCUAAACUCGCUGGGCUCUUUAGGGUCGGUUGGUGAUGAAUCAACGGCAACUGUCGUCGCAGCACCAGACGUUUUUGAUAAAGCAAAACCAAAAUACAGUGUAUCCUAUGCGUCGACAUACAAUCGGAUUCCCGCUGACUCAUCCAAACUGACAUCAUCAAUAUCUUGCACUACCGUCGAUUCUACAGGCGUCGUGGAGACGUCAUUCACCUCGUUGACACGGCAGAAUUAUCUACGUGGCACACUCAACUCGUCAUCAAUGGGACCUACAUAUAAGUAUUUGAGCAGGAGAGUGAAAACGCUGUAUGCGUGUACGCCCGAUCAUCAUUCAGAGCUAUCGUUUGAGCCUGGACAGAUUAUAACUAAUGUAUAUGAAUCGAACGAAGAUGGGUGGUUGGUUGGAACACUUAAUGGAAAGACGGGCUUGAUACCAUCUAAUUAUGUGGAGCCAUUGCCAUAG